Molecule: messenger RNA, 876 nt
Organism: Colletotrichum phormii
Lineage: Eukaryota; Fungi; Ascomycota; Sordariomycetes; Glomerellales; Glomerellaceae
Product: ankyrin repeat-containing domain protein
Exons: 1
Coding region: 52-756 (234 amino acids)
Molecular function (GO): protein binding
Source: RefSeq, a predicted model, not a curated record
GCUCCGAUCAACCGCGUAGAAGUGGGGAAAGAGGACCUUCUACACUCUCUUAUGGGCACGAUCCAACACAAGUGCUUCGAGCUGGCGUUUGAAGCAGGGGUCCGAGUCGAGGAUAGGGAUGAAGCUGUCAGUGGGGCGAUGACACCGCUUCAAUGGGCUUCUGGCCUGGGAUAUCUUGAGGAAGCCCGGCUUUUGCUCGAGUACGGAGUAGACGUCAAUGGCCCUCCCGGCGAGGAGUAUGGAAGAACAGCGUUGCAAGCAGCAGCUUGUAGUCGACAUCUAGGGAGACUUCGAAUGGUUCAGAUGCUGAUCUCACGUGGUGCGGACAUCGCGGCAAUGCCGGCGAGAAAGGGAGGUCUUACAGCUUUACAAGGUGCUGCGAUGCGCGGCGACAUAAGUCUUGCCAACUUGCUUGUUGGUCGAGGAGCGGAUGUUAACGCCCCAUGCGCAGCUGAGGAGGGCAGGACGGUGGUCGAAGGUGCCGCAGAGUACGGUCAUCUACACAUGAUCCAACUUUUGCUUGGUGCUGGUGCCAGAGGAUAUUCGACAGAGGGGUUUUCGAACGCGAUCCAGCUUGCAGAAGAUGGAGGCAAGUCGGAGGUUGCGACGUUUUUGCGUGAUCAUGACGCGUUGUCUGCUUUUAUCGUUCGAGACCUUGAUGAGUUUGCAGCGGAUAGUGUCGUUUAUUUUCGUUUGCCAUCUCCAGGGUUCGUCACCGUUGAAGAGGUCUCGGGAGAUUCGAAUUCUCAGUCCUAGCCUCUAGGCCAAAGUAUCUUCCACACGAAGUUUGUAGUCAUUGCCAAGGCAUUGCUAGAGCAACUCAGAGUUGCGCCUUGACUACGGAACUAAUGAAGUGAUGAUCUGGCUUCAAUCGAU